Molecule: messenger RNA, 3189 nt
Organism: Amoebophrya sp. A120
Lineage: Eukaryota; Dinophyceae; Syndiniales; Amoebophryaceae
Source: the annotation of a GenBank genome assembly
CGUACGUCGAAGAACUUGAUAAAAACGAAGGUUGUGAGUGAAAAUAAGUCACUGAUUAUAAAAGCAGAAAAGUACAGCUGAAGAAUUCGACAUUUCAUGAACGCAGCUGAAGUACGUAAAACUGAACGACAGCAUUUGCAUGUUUUUUUCGUAUUAAUUGUUGUUGUCGGGUGCUCACAGUAGUUGUAGUGCAACCACCUCCGCUGGAAGGGUAAGUAAGUACCUGCUCCGAUAGUUUCAUACGUCAGUCCGAUUUUUAAAGAUAUAAGCCCAUUUCAUGCUCUCACAGGCAUUUCUGCACGGCCCCACGUUCGUUCGCUACUUUCCCUUCGUCCCCUUGAUAUUUACCCCCGUGUCGGAGGAAAGUGCCACCACCUUCGCAAGCUUGACCUGUACUUGUUUAGUAGGCAGAUAGGUUUUCAUUUACCAGAAUCGUCUUCAUCAACAUCUCCUCCUCGCUUUCAAUGCUACCCAAGACUCAGCAGCAAAUAGACUUUUUUUUUGUGCCAAGCGGUUCGUUGAGGUUGAGAACGACGACGGUGAUGUAGAAGAAGAAGAAGAAGAAGUCACUUCCAUAGCUUUAUUAGAUCCCAAAAAUGUUCGCCGCCACCUACCAGCAGUUGGAGCAACAGAACAAGAACGCCGGCGGAAUAAAUAAUACUAGCCUAAAUCUGCACGGCAUCGUAAGGAAAAAUCCCCCCUCCCCACACAGAAAAGGCAUACUUUCGGAAAUUUGUGAUGCUUGCUUGUGCUCACAAAUCGUGUCUGUCUUGCAAGAAGGCAAACCCAGAAGCCCCCUCCCGCAUUAUGCCUGCGGUUUGUGAUGCUGAAGGCGUACCGCAUGGACUUUUUUCAUGCCGAGCGCCUUGGCCAAAACCUCUCCCACUCAGGCUUGCUAUGGGCCUGCAGUCCUCUCCAGCAAGACAGAUUUGAUUUGACUACUCAAGUCCAGCGUCACAAGUGUCCAUUUGGAUAUGGGGAGGGGGGAUUUUUCCUUUUGAUACACGGCGUGAACAAGUCCGAGCGGUUACUGUUGCCCAAUGUCGUGGAAGAAGGUCUCCGGUCCAACGGGUUCACCUCUGCUUUCUCCGCUCCGGUGCACGAGGAUGCGCACGACGAGUACAAAAGGGCGCCUGCGCACCACAACACGGUCAUCCACGGGACGGAGAGGGCGCGGCAUGUGGUUGACGACCCUGUGAACAAGAUGCAGAAGAACACGUGCAGCGUGCGGCCAGCCGAAGCGGGCCACGGGGUCGUGCAACAGCUUGGGCCCCCCACUUCGCACCAGAAACAGUGCAGCAACACCGUCGAAGCCGACAGCUACACCAUCCAUUUAGAUCCUUUAGGAGUGACCAACGACGGGCCUUCUACUUCGAGGGAUAAUAAUACCAGCUCGAAUUAUUUUUACAGCAGCCGGUGGAAUUAUUCAUACGGCAGCGGCGGGACCACGGGUAGCACGUCCAUCGCCUCGCUGCUGCAGCAAGCUUUUGACACGGUCCAACUUCUGUUACCAACGUACGCCACGCAGGAAAACCUUAAAUGGGUCGCGAGGAUAGUGUUCUUGGUCGUCUUGAUUCUCUACUUGCUCCCCAUGACGUUUGGCUUGGUCGGAUUACUCUUCUCCGGCUUUUCGCUCUCGGCGGUGCAGUAUGCAUUGCAAAAAUGUCUGGGUCUGGAAGAAUGCAACUUGUAAUGCUAGCCUUACAUUCCUGGGAAAUCUGUAUUGCAUAACCGACAAAAGCCGCAGCCAUUUUUGUCAUGCAAAAACGUAGUUUCUCAUGCGGAUUGCCUAUGAGAUAGCGCUCCGGAAAGUUGUCGUGCUGGGCUGCAUUCGGAAGUGUUUCCAUCAUGCACAUUUUAGCAUCACAAGUUUCCAGACCCAGACAUUUUUGCAUUUCAUAUGCGGAAUCCGUACACGGAGGAGUACAACAAAAAAAUCGUCGCCACCGAGCAACAGGCGAUGGACCCCAACGAGAUUGCGGGGCCAGAGCAAGUAUGAAUUGCAAAAGUAUCGUACUCGUAUAAAUGCAUGACAAAUUCCCUCAGCAUGAGAAAUCGAAUUUGUAAUGCGGAUUUGCCUUGAGAAAAAAAUUUGUAAUGCUAACGCAUGAUUGCAAUUCAAUGGAAUUACAAUUACUACGAGUGCGAUACUUUUGCACGGAAUAGCAAGACAAAUCUGCGACAUCAAUUUCCGAAAACAACAACAACCCAGAAGGACUCUCCGACCGCACAACUUCCCCGGUGAAUGACACGACGCUGUGGUAUUGGGACAGUCGGCUGCUGUUCCUCUACGUAAUUCCCAUUUCCUUUGGCGUCUACGCGUAUUUCCGCAACAAAGACAACCAGAACGGGGACGUGGUUACGGCUUGCAAAUUAAUAUGUCUGGGUCAGGAAGAUAAUCGCAAGUUUGUCAUGCUCGGCUAGCAUGAUGACAUUCAUGCGCAUAAUUUUUUACACAAAAGCAGCUCGAAUUUCAAUUUCGUGUCAUUCUAGAAGGCAGUUUCUUGUCAUGCAGAAUAAGUAUUACACAAUACCUAGCAACUGAGAUGAAGCUUGUCAUGCUGAGCUGGCGCUUGUGGUGUGCUCAUGGUUCGCCACGCAGCAUCACAAGCUUCCAGACUCCGACAUUUUUGCAAAGCAUAACAAUGCAGCAACAAUUGCUCGGCGAUGACGGGAGGAGACGGAACAGUCACACGAGCGCCGGGGCGGCAGGAGGGAGCAACGGCUUCGGAGAUGCGGAUGAACACGCGGAGUAUGAGCCGCUUCCGUAAAUUCUUGGUCGCGUGCGUCCUCCAGUGGUUCAUGUACAUACAACUUUACGAGGAACCUAUUGUGCAGUUGUUCGAGAAGAUGAAUGAUUCUUCAUUUGGCGCAACAAGCAAGACAAAAGAACUUGCAGAUUUUUGUCUAGGAAGGCGCAGUAGCAGUUAUGAGGUUGAGGCAAGGUAUUAUAUAUUGAAGCACCUACCUCGUCGAGGACCUGCUUCCUACACAAAAAUUUCGACGCAAAAGUAGUAUAAAAACCACUAGUAUAAUUCUUCAAGAAUCCAUCACCGCACGGAGUCAGUCUCUCUUUCUACUUGAAGCUGUGAUAAAGCAAAGUCUUUUCAUCUCGUUGGACUGGAGUCGAACUGGAUGUGGGCAGCAGGGUCAACAGCACUUUGUUCACUAGAAUGUGAAAAGGAAAAA